AUGGAGUCCACUGCUAUUGUCCAAAGAGACAACAAGUUAAUUGAGGAGAAAAUCACUCUACCUGCCCUUAAAGAACACCAAGUAUACGUCAAAGUCGAAUAUGCGGCAUUUAAUCCCACAGAUCGCCUCGCGCUUGACGUUGAUGCUUUUGGCGACGGAGCAGUCCUUGGAUGCGACUUUUCAGGGACAGUUAUUGACACGCACCCGAGUGUGACCAAAUUGAAGAAUGGUGAUAGUAUCGCGGGUUUUGUUUGGGGAGGAGAGAUUAAGGGCCUGGGGGCCUACUCGACCUAUACGAUUGCAGACGAACGCCUUUGCUUUAAGAUACCGUCAAACAUUAGCCCAGCCCAGGCUUCUUCAGUGCCCUUGGCGGCCAAUACAGCUUGGCUUGCUUUGUUUUCUAAAGACUGUCUAGAUUUCAAGCCGGAAAAUUCUGUUGAAAAAAGAACUCUCCUUAUUUGGGGAGGUAACUCAACUGUUGGAUAUUUUGCCAUCCAGCUCGCCAAACUUUACAACAUUGAAGUAGCCACGACCUGCAGCCCUCGAAACUUUAACAAGAUGCGAGACGCUGGUGCAACCUAUGUGUAUGACUACAAUGAUAAAGAUGUCAUUUCCAAACUUGGUUCAGCACUGCCUAACGUUCAGCACGCUUUUGAUACGAUCGGGAACGAAACUUCCUCAGCAACCGUUGCCAAGGCUAUGGCCAGUACAGGAGGUACGCUAUGCACUGUUAGACCAGUCAAAGCGAAUACACAGGAUGUGCCAUCACAUAUCAAAGUCACGGAUGUCUUUGUAUUUACGGCUUUUCCUACGGAGCACAGUUAUCGAGGAAAGGCGUAUUGGCCUGUGAAGAUGGACGAUCAUGAGCUCAGUGCUGAAUUUCAUAGCGCCAUGGAGAUGUGGCUUCAUGAUGGAUCUGUACGGCCAGCAUCGAUACGGUCUAUGGGAGGGCUAAGCCCGUCUACGAUUCAGGAAACAAUGAAUCUUAAUCGUGAGGGUGAUAUUUCUGGUGAAAAGGUUGUCUUCAAGGGCUUUCCUUGA
This is a messenger RNA of Fusarium sp. VM40, 1041 nucleotides long. The record is from the annotation of a GenBank genome assembly. NCBI's taxonomy places the organism in Eukaryota, Fungi, Ascomycota, Sordariomycetes, Hypocreales, Nectriaceae.